AUGCCAUGCCAGGAGGACGACGGCGAGCUCAUCAACCUCGCCGAGCUGUUCAAAAAGGCGCAGGAGGAGAAGACGUCCUCGCUCGAGUCGAAUCAAGCGCGCGGCGGGGCUUUUCCGAGCGCUAAGCGUCUGGCGCUGCAGCGCAAGCUGGUCGAGUACCUGCGGACCGUGAAGAAGUCGGAUGAGCAGAAGGAUGCAGAGAAGAGCGUGACCGACCAGGACGCGCGCUACUUCAACUCCGAUUACACGAAGGACCAGCACACACGCGUGCGGACGGCGGACCGAUGCUCACAUGACAAGCUCCGUGUUGGAAGGUUCGAGGACAAGGAGAAGAAGGCGCAGGAGAUCAAGGACGCCUUCAUCGAGUUUAAGCGUUGGAAAGAAGUCGGCAUGGCCAUACGCGCGAGGCCGAUGGGCACUCUGCGAGAGUGGCUCGAACACGUCGCUCACGUCCACCCGCUGGACGUCGACGCUGCUGUCGCAGAGAGUGCUAAUAACUCUUGA
Messenger RNA from Emiliania huxleyi CCMP1516, 504 nucleotides. RefSeq lists its product as hypothetical. The record is from RefSeq and is a predicted model, not a curated record. Bases 1 to 504 code for a protein of 167 amino acids. Lineage: Eukaryota; Haptophyta; Isochrysidales; Noelaerhabdaceae. The transcript has 3 exons.